AGCCACAACGGCGAGGGGAUUCUGUGUCUCCCCUCGCCCUCCCCCUCACGGCCAUUGGGCAGCCUCUGCUGCCGCGCCCUGUGGACGGGGCGGGGCCCCUCCCCAUCUCCCCUCGGUUCCCCUCCCCUCCCCUAUUUCCCGGGGUGGGAACUUCGGGAGACGGGAGGCGUGGAGGGGUUGCUGAGGGGCGUCCGGUUACAUCUCCGCCUUCCUCAGCCUCCGGCCGCCGAGCCCCUUGGUUUGCGGGACGGCAGUCCGGCAACAUGUUGGCCGCAAUCCGCUGGAGCCACGCUGCGUGGACGCGGGCGCUGUUGCUGCAGCUGCUGCUGGCGGGGCCCGGGGGCUGCCUGAGCCGCCAGGAGCUCUUUCCCUUCGGUCCGGGACACGGGGACCUGGAGCUGGAGGCCGGGGACGACCUCGUCUCCCCAGCCCUGGAGCUGAGCACAGCGCUCCGCUUCUUCGACAAAUCCAACAUCCACUCGGUCUACGUCACCACAAAUGGUCUCAUUGCCACGAGUGAACCCCCAGCCAAAGAAGCCCACCCUGGGCUCUUCCCACCAACCUUUGGGGCGGUUGCCCCUUUCCUGGCGGACUUGGACACGACUGAUGGCCUCGGGAAGGUUUAUUACCGGGAGGAUGUAUCCCCCUCGACCACUCAGCUGGCCAUGGAGUGUGUCCAGAGAGGGUUCCCAGAAGUCACCUUCAAGCCCAGUAGCGUGGUGGUUGUCACUUGGGAAAACGUGGCUCCCUACCAAGGGCCUGGCAAGGACCCGGCCCAGGAAGACAAGAGAAACACAUUCCAGGCUGUUCUGGCCUCCUCGGACGCCAGCUCCUAUGCCAUUUUCCUUUAUCCCGAGGAUGGUCUGCAGUUCUACACGACAUUCUCAAAGAAGGAUGAGGAUCAAGUUCCCGCCGUGGUGGCUUUCAGCCAAGGUGUGGUAGGACUGAUAUGGAAGAGUGACGGAGCUUAUAACAUCUUUGCUAAUGACAGAGAAUCACUUGGAAACUUGGCUAAGAGCAGCAACUCCGGGCAGCAGGGCGUCUGGGUGUUUGAGAUUGGCAGUCCAGCCACGGCCAGCGGUGUGGUGCCCUCGGAUGUGAACCUGGGGCUAGACGACGGAACAGAGUAUGACGAUGAGGAUUAUGACUCAGUGACAGGUGUGGGCCUGGAGGUCGUGGGCACCACGUCCUUCCCCCAUGAGACCCCGCGAAGGGGAGAUGCCGGCACCUACAACAUGCCCAGUGACCUUGCCCCCCGCCGCCUGGCCACCGAGAGACCCCCCACGCCUCCCACGGAGAGGACCAGGUCUUUCCAGCUGCCGGCCGAGACCUUUCCCCAGCAGCAACCGCAGGUCAUAGACGUGGAUGAAGUGGAGGAAACUGGAGUUGUUUUCAGCUACAACACGGAUAACCGCCAGACGUGCGCCAACAACAGACACCAGUGCUCCGUGCAUGCAGAGUGCAGGGAUUUUGCCACCGGCUUCUGUUGCAGCUGUGUUGCCGGCUACACUGGGAACGGCCGACAGUGUGUGGCAGAAGGUUCCCCCCAGCGAGUCAACGGCAAGGUGAAAGGAAGGAUCUUUGUGGGGAACAGCCCGGCUCCCAUCGUCUUUGAGAACACUGACCUCCACUCAUAUGUGGUCAUGAACCAUGGGCGCUCCUACACAGCCAUCAGCACCAUUCCUGAGACCAUCGGCUACUCUCUGCUUCCUCUGGCCCCUAUUGGAGGCAUCAUUGGAUGGAUGUUUGCAGUGGAGCAGGAUGGAUUCAAAAAUGGGUUCAGCAUCACAGGGGGCGAGUUCACCCGCCAGGCUGAGGUGACCUUUGUGGGGCACCCGGACAAGCUGGUCAUUAAACAGCAGUUCAGCGGCAUUGAUGAGCACGGACACCUGACCAUCGACACAGAGCUGGAGGGUCGCGUGCCGCAUAUCCCAUUCGGCUCCUCGGUGCACAUCGAGCCCUACACGGAGCUGUACCACUACUCCCGCCAGGUGAUCACGUCCUCUUCCACCCGGGAGUACACGGUGAUGGAGCCAGAGCAGGACGGCACUGCCCCUUCGAACGUCCACACUUACCAGUGGCGCCAGACCAUUACCUUCCAGGAGUGCGUCCAUGAUGACUCACGGCCGGCCCUGCCCAGCACCCAGCAGCUCUCGGUGGACAGCGUGUUUGUCCUGUACAACCAGGAGGAGAGGAUCUUGCGCUAUGCUCUGAGCAACUCUAUCGGUCCCGUGAGGGACGGCUCCCCGGAUGCCCUUCAGAAUCCUUGCUACAUUGGCACUCAUGGGUGUGACACCAAUGCAGCCUGUCGCCCCGGCCCCGGGACCCAGUUCACCUGCGAGUGCUCCAUCGGCUUCCGAGGAGAUGGACGCACCUGUUACGAUAUCAACGAGUGUUCAGAACAGCCUUCGGUGUGUGGGAGCCACGCCGUCUGCAAUAACCACCCAGGGACCUUCCGCUGCGAGUGUGUAGAGGGUUACCGGUUUUCAGAGGAGGGAACCUGUGUGGCUGUCGUGGACCAGCGUCCCAUCAACUACUGUGAGACCGGGCUCCAUGACUGUGACAUCCCCGAGCGGGCCCAGUGCAUCUACCUGGGAGGGGCCUCGUACACCUGUUCCUGCCUGCCAGGCUUCUCUGGGGAUGGCCGAGCCUGCCAAGAUGUGGAUGAAUGCCAGCCCAGCCGAUGUCACCCUGAUGCCUUCUGCUACAACACUCCAGGCUCCUUCAUGUGCCAGUGCAAACCUGGGUAUCAGGGAGAUGGCUUCCGCUGUGUGCCUGGAGCAGAAGUGGAGAAGACCCGAUGCCAGCUUGAACGAGAGCACCUCCUGGGGCCGGCCGAUGCCCAGCGGCCCUGGCCCCCGGGGCUGUUUGUCCCUGAGUGUGACGAGCACGGACACUACGCGCCCACCCAGUGCCAUGGCAGCACUGGCUACUGCUGGUGUGUGGACCGCGACGGCCGCGAGGUGGAGGGCACCAGGACCAGACCCGGGAUGAGGCCCCCCUGUCUAAGUACAGUGGCACCCCCAAUCCACCACGGACCCGCAGUUCCCACCGCCGUGAUCCCCCUGCCGCCUGGGACCCACCUGCUCUUUGCCCAGACGGGUAAGAUAGAGCGCCUGCCCCUGGCAGGAAGCACCAUGACCAAGACGGACGCCAAGGCGCUGCUCCACGCCCCGGAUAAAGUCAUCAUCGGACUGGCCUUCGACUGUGUGGACCAGAUGGUGUACUGGACCGACAUCAGUGAGCCUUCCAUUGGGAGAGCCAGUCUGCAUGGUGGGGAGCCAACCACCAUCCUUCGACAAGAUCUUGGAAGCCCAGAAGGUAUUGCUCUUGACCAUCUUGGCCGCAACAUCUUCUGGACAGAUUCUCACCUGGAUCGAAUAGAAGUUGCCAAGCUGGAUGGCACCCAGCGCCGGGUGCUGUUUGAUACUGAUUUGGUGAAUCCCAGAGGCAUCGUAACGGAUUCCGUGCGAGGGAACCUUUAUUGGACAGAUUGGAACAGAGACAGCCCCAAAAUUGAAACUUCCUACAUGGAUGGCACAAACCGGAGGGUCCUCGUGCAGGACGACCUGGGCUUACCCAAUGGGCUGACCUUUGAUGCCUACUCCUCUCAGCUCUGCUGGGUUGAUGCAGGCACCAGUAGGGCUGAGUGCCUGAAGCCGGGUCAGCCCAGCAGACGCAAGGUUCUCGAAGGCCUCCAGUACCCUUUCGCUGUCACCAGCUAUGGGAAGAAUCUGUAUUACACCGACUGGAAGAUGAAUUCCGUGGUUGCCAUAGAUCUUGCUGUUUCCAAAGAGACGGAUACCUUCCACCCCCACAAGCAGGCCCGGCUGUAUGGCAUCACGACUGCCCUGUCUCAGUGUCCUGAAGGUCACAACUACUGCUCAGUGAACAAUGGUGGCUGCACCCACCUCUGCUUGGCCACCCCAGGAAGCAGGACCUGCCGUUGCCCUGACAACACCCUGGGCGUUGACUGUAUCGAGCAGAAAUGAAGACAAGUAUUUCACAGCAACACCCUACUUGAAAGGGUCCAGAAUGAAGACUAUCUGACUUUGUGGCUGCGUGGCCCUCAGACCCAGGUCCAACCUCAGCCUGAACCUCAACAGCACUGCCCUCACAGAUCCCCACAACAUAGGCCCUGGGCUUCUGGAAUGGGAAAGCCUCUAACCCUACAGAAAGACAGAAAUUCUCCCUGACCCCAACCCUCAGACUUAUACAGCCCCGAGUGAGGAUCGUGUGCCCCAUCCUGGUACCCUGGACCCUUUCUUCAACCUUAACAUCCCGGUGAUGAGCAGAACCUGCCCUGUGGCCUUACGAGCUCAGCCUCACUUGGAGACACCCAUCAUCCCAUCAGGGGCUGGACACCAGCUAGGAUUGUCCAGGCAAGGCUGUGAGCAGAGGAGGGAGUUAGCCCUCCCAUGUUUUUUCUCUUGGUGCUCUGAUUUCCCUCUUUAAACUCUUAGCUUUUUACCCCUGAGGUCUGUACCCCCUGCAUCCUGCCCAGUGCCCACAUACUAGUGAGCAGGCCCUGCCUUUUGAUCAGAACCCACCCUGUCCGAGGGAUUUAUGGGUAUUUUGGUGGAUGAUACUGAGCAGCCCCUCCCAGGUAAGUUAUUGGCAUUUCAGCAGUAGGCUUUUGUAGUCAAAGGCUUAAAUCAAAGGAGUGUCCAGUGGUAGGACUUACAGGGUGUAAAGUCUGAUGUUUGAGGAUGAGGAUUCUAUUGAUGUGCCUUAAAUUAUACCAAAGAUUACCGCAUUACUCCUCCUCUUUGUCCAAAGCACUUGGAUCCUAGGGUCUAGUCUCUUGGACAGCACAGCCUCGCUGCUGGCACCUGUGUCCAGCCUCUGCAUGGACACCCAUCUGAGACACAGGCUGGGGCUGGUUCCAGGGAUGACCCCCCUAUAGUUCCUCACCUUCGGCUUCCACCCAUAGGAGACCCUCUACGGUCAACGUGAGCUUUCUUCUCCUUUGUUUCUCCUCUGUCCAUGGCCCUUGCUGGAUAUAUUCUCAUCCAGAGACACAAUCCAGGAGGGCCAAACUGAAUAUUUAUACUAGGGGUCCAGACCCUUUAUUGAUCAUUGCUGUCAUUAAAAGGACCAUUGCCCCAUUUCAUUUUCUGUUUCUACGGUCUAUUCAGAAAACAUCUCCUGAUGUUUAUUAUUAUUAACAUCAGUGCUAUUAUUAUGAUUAUUAUUAUUUGGUCAGCUACUUCCCAGAGUCCUAAAACAAUAGAAAUUUGGGAUUGAAAGCUGAGGAUUGGGAGCUUGAGUCAGUCAAGAUCAGGGGAGGGGCGUAGAGAAGACGCAGUGCAAAGUCUCAAAGAGCUUGACUUCAGGACGUGGAAGAAUUUGCCUAGUUUUCUCCUUACGGAAGAGAUGCCUCUUCUCAUCUGUGAACCUCAGGACACUCAGCUCCUCUCACCGCCCCCCUCUGCACCCUAUGGGAAUCAGAGUCAAGAGAGCCUUUCCUUGAAUAAUUAGAGUUUGUUUUGAGAGGCAGAAAUAUCCCCAAGAGUCUCCAGGUUUGGGGAACACAUGGGUCUUUUAUCUAGCCCAACCCCACAAGUUAGUUUCACUUUCUUUUCAUAUUUAUCAUUCCAUAUCAAGCCCUCUAUAUCAAAUGUUUUGUCAUGAUUUUGUGUAAUGUUUAUAACUAUUUUAUUCAUUUUACUAGAUUCAUUCUAAAAUUUUUGAAAUGGUAAAUUCUCAAACUGUGGAAA
Messenger RNA from Phacochoerus africanus (Common warthog), 5720 nucleotides. It is a transcript of the gene NID1, whose product is annotated as nidogen 1. The transcript is spliced from 20 exons. The coding region runs from base 264 to 3992 and encodes 1242 amino acids. The record is from RefSeq and is a predicted model, not a curated record. Lineage: Eukaryota; Metazoa; Chordata; Mammalia; Artiodactyla; Suidae. Gene Ontology annotation, molecular function: calcium ion binding. Gene Ontology annotation, biological process: cell-matrix adhesion.